Molecule: messenger RNA, 732 nt
Organism: Geosmithia morbida
Lineage: Eukaryota; Fungi; Ascomycota; Sordariomycetes; Hypocreales; Bionectriaceae
Product: precorrin-2 dehydrogenase / sirohydrochlorin ferrochelatase
Exons: 3
Biological process (GO): siroheme biosynthetic process
Molecular function (GO): protoporphyrin ferrochelatase activity; precorrin-2 dehydrogenase activity
Source: RefSeq, a predicted model, not a curated record
AUGUCCAAAAACUUCCCCGAGGUGCAGCCUGGUGGCAGCCUGAUCAUCGCGUGGCAAAUCAAGGGCAAAAGAGUCCUGGUUGUUGGCGGCGGUGAGGUCGCUGCAGGCCGUAUUGUUCACUGCCUCAACGCCGAUGCUGACGUUCACGUUGUGUGCCCUGCCUCUGGAUUGAACGACGAGGUAGCAUACCGCGUAGCUGAGGGGCAGGUAACGCACAUAGACCGGGUGUUUGAGCCGGAAGAUCUCAACGGCGCCGCCAUGGUUCUCGUCGCCAUUGACGACCCGGCUGCGUCGACGGUCAUCUGGAAGCUGUGCAAGGAGAAGAGGAUACCGGCCAACAUCGCCGACGUCCCUCCGGAGUGUGAUUUUUACUUUGGCAGCAUACACCGCGACGGGCCCCUCCAGAUCAUGGUCAGCACCAACGGUCGGGGACCGAGGAUGGCCGCCCUCAUCCGCCGCCUGAUUUCUCGCCAGCUGCCCAAGAACACGGGCAAUGCCAUCCACGCUAUCGGCGAGUUACGUGCCAAACUGCGCAGCACGGCGCCCAACCAGGAGGAUAGCGCCAAGCGCAUGAAGUGGAUCUCUAGUGUCAGCGACACCUACAAGUGGGAGGAGAUGUGCGAGCUCACACCAGAGGACAUGGACAACCUGCUCCUCUUCUACCCAGCGAACAAGGUGCCGCCUAUGGACGCUCUCAAGGCUCUACGCGGUACGAGCGGGAACGACAUAAAG